This is a messenger RNA of Myzus persicae (green peach aphid), 3314 nucleotides long. RefSeq lists its product as uncharacterized. The transcript is spliced from 2 exons. The record is from RefSeq and is a predicted model, not a curated record. The coding region runs from base 158 to 3289 and encodes 1043 amino acids. Lineage: Eukaryota; Metazoa; Arthropoda; Insecta; Hemiptera; Aphididae.
ACAAAUAAACACGCCAGUGUAUUCUAUAAAUUCAAGAUGAUUCUUUAACUUAAAUCAUUCAAUAGGUUUAACUUUGUGCAAUCAAGUUUAUGUGAAUGGUAUUUAAUAUAACAACAAUUAAUUUAAGUUUAUUAGUACAAAUAACUUAAAUUAAAAAAUGCAAACAACAUUUAAAGUUUGCAAAUUGUAUUUGCUGUUAUGUCUUGGAUUGUCAACAAAUGCCAGCCCAAUAUUAAAUGGAUUAAAAACAACUUCAUCUGAUUAUCAACAGAGCGAUUCUUCACACCACGAAUCUCUGUUUCCUAUUAACUCAGAUUUUGGAAAUAUGGAAACUAAAUUCAAUUUACAGUCAGGUUCAACAGUUGACCAAAGCUUAAAAAAUACUCCAGGUAUUACCACAACAUACAGAGAUCAAAAUGGAAAUCUUGUGACUCAGGUAAAAAAAGAAACUUAUAAUAAGGAAAACGGCCAAAGCUCUCAUGCAUUUGAAAUCCAAGAGAGUAAACAAAAUCCAAAUGGAUAUUCAAAAAGUUUCAAAAAAGAAUAUUCGUCAUCUAGCGUGAUAGGAUCUCAACCUACAUUUGUUCAAAAACCAUUCAACACAGAAAAAUAUUACAAUAGUGAACAAAUAUUGAAUGGAGAGUCGAGUUCAUACGGGCAAUCUUCCCAAAGUUAUCAAGGACAAUCAAUACCUGCUAAUGUAGGAAACAUGGGAAUUAAAUCAAAUUUUAAAUCUACAGUAGAUCAAAGUUUGACAAAUACACCUGGAGUUACAUCAACGUUUAGAGACCAGAAUGGCAACAUUGUUACUCAAGUAAAAAAAGAAAUUGUUACCAACACUGAUGGUCAAAAUGGUCAUGCAACAGAAUUCGAAGAAACUAAACAAUUUCCAAAUGGGUAUUCAAAAAGUUUCAAAAAAGAAUAUUCAUCAUCUAGUGUAAUUAGUGCUCAUCCAACAUUAAUUAAAGAUACUAAUACUGAGAAAAAUACUUAUUUGCCACAAAAAUUUACACAAGGGGACACAGAAAAAUUCAAUGGUUACAACACAUUUUUUAACAACCAAAAAUAUACAUCAAAUCCAAUCAGCCCAAUUAGUUCUCAAGUAUUUAAUAAUAAAAAACAAUCAGAAACUGCUAUUCCGCUUAAUGGCAACUCAUUUGGUUCAAACACAAAAGAUGAAACUAACUGUGAUGAAAGGUGCAGUACUUCUUUCACAAAUCAAGGAUUCAAACAACAAGCACUUAACUCAAAUUUUUCACCAGUUGGUCAAGUACCAGUUAAUAUGGAUCAUAUUUCCACACAAAAACAACCAAUUGGUCAAAAGUUUGAAAAAAUUGAGUCAUUUUCAACACAAACACAGGAAGAAGUAGGUCAAAAAUCAGUAAACUUACACGGACAUUCAAAUCCAUCUCAAAUAGGACAACAGUCUGUAGACAUUAGCAAUCAAUAUGCACCAAAAAAACCGAUUGGUCAAAAAUUUGAAAAAAUUGAGUCAUUUUCAACACAAACACAGGAAGAAGUUGGUCAACAAUCUGUAGACUUACACGGAUAUUCAAAUCCAUCUCAAAUAGGACAACAGUCUGUAGACAUUAGCAAUCAAUAUGCACCAAAAAAACCGAUUGGUCAAAAAUUUGAAAAAAUUGAGUCAUUUUCAACACAAACACAGGAAGAAGUUGGUCAACAAUCUGUAGACUUACACGGAUAUUCAAAUCCAUCUCAAAUAGGACAACAGUCUGUAGACAUUAGCAAUCAAUAUGCACCAAAAAAACCGAUUGGUCAAAAAUUUGAAAAAAUUGAGUCAUUUUCAACACAAACACAGGAAGAAGUUGGUCAACAAUCUGUAGACUUACACGGAUAUUCAAAUCCAUCUCAAAUAGGACAACAGUCUGUAGACAUUAGCAAUCAAUAUGCACCAAAAAAACCGAUUGGUCAAAAAUUUGAAAAAAUUGAGUCAUUUUCUACACAAACACAAGAAGAAGUAGGUCAACAAUCAGUAGACUUACACGGAUAUUCAAAUCCAUCUCAAAUAGGACAACAGUCUGUAGUCAUUAGCAAUCAAUAUGCUCCGAAAAAAAAACCGAUUGGUCAAAAAUUUGAAAAAAUUGAGUCAUUUUCUACACAAACACAAGAAGAAGUAGGUCAACAAUCAGUAGACUUACACGGAUAUUCAAAUCCAUCUCAAAUAGGACAACAGUCUGUAGACAUUAGCAAUUUAUAUGCACCAAAUAAACCAAUUGGUCAACAAUUUGAGAAAAUUGAAUCAUCUUAUCAAAAUAAACAAGAUUUGGUAGGACAACAGACAGUGAACUUUAAUGUAAAUGACAAAUCAAGUCAACAAUAUGGGACAGGUCAACAAAUUUUCUCGCAACCGAUUUCAGGACAACAAAUUCAAGGAUCAGAGUUUUUCAAAUCAAAUUAUGGUGGAACAUCACAAUUAUUGGAUUUAGGAGUACUUAGAGAACAACCCACAGAAUAUAUAAGAGCACCUGGUCAACAAAAUAUGAAUAGUAAUAAAUAUGUUGGUCAGCAAAGUAUAGGAGUGUUUGAAAGUCAAAGCACAAUAGAAAAAAAUAUUAAUUUAAGUAGUGCAGAUCAGUUACAAACUGACGUUGAUGGUUAUCAAGGAAAUGUGCAUUCUAAUAAUUACCAAACGCAUCAUGAUCACUCAAUGAAAAAUCCAGCAUUUAAAGGACAACAAACUAUUGACUAUACAAGUGAUUUUGAAGGACACAAACCAACAUACCAAAAACAAUAUGGGAAUAUAGACUUUCAAUCAUCAAAAUUGUCGUCACAAACUGGACAAUUAUCAACAGGUAAUAAUGAACCUAUUAAUUCUAAAUACAAUAGUGUCUUUGAUAAAUUAGGUCAAUUGGAGCAUGAAAUUCUUGGUGCAAAAAGCACAGUGAACAUAAACAAAGGCAAUGUUCAAACAGCUUAUUCAACUAACCAUAAUGUAAAAAGCAUGCCUGUGCAAACAAGUCAACAAGAGUCCCACUUUUCAAAAACCAUAAAUGAAAACACACAAUAUAUAGAACCAGAAUCUGAAAUAGCCUUUUCUAAAUCAUUAAAAACAGAUUCAAAAUUAGUCGUACAACAAGAUACAAUUGAAAAUCAGACUUCAAAUAAUGAUCAUUUCUUAGAAAAUCCAUCUACACCAUCUUCAGUUUGGAGAAAAAUUGGAGAUAAGUUUAAAGGUACCAUUGAAAAUGCAAAGAACAAAGCCCAACAGUUAGCAUCUAAUAUUAAUGAUAAAGUAGGCUUUUCAAGUAUAACUGGAAACCCGUGUUAAACAUUAUUCCUUUUUGUUUAAAAUA